AUGGACGCUCGCAUUCGAUAUAAAGUACCGGAGGGAUUGCGUCCCUUACUUGAGGCUUUGGCUAGGGAGACGCUGCGAUCCCAACCUCGAGACGUCAUACAAUUUGCACAACUAUUCUUUGAUGAGUUGCAGCACCACAGAAAAAGUAAUUUUAUUCAAAAAUUGACAUACAAUGACGACCGUCGCGAAGAUCGUUGUUCUAGCCCUCUAGAUGAAGCGGCUACAAAGAUACAAGCUGUGUUCAGAGGACACUGUGUACGUGCUCAUCCAGAAAAGUUUGGCGUGAGCAAGGUUAUCUCAAGAACGCAGUCAAGUGAAAAAGUGGAUUCUUUUAACAACAAAAAAGACCUGAAACGACACUCCGUGGGUGGCUACGCUAUCAACUUCGACUCUCCAGAAGAUCGAGCUGCAACAAAGAUCCAGGCCGAAAUAAGAGGCUUUCUGGCAAGGAAACACGUUGAAAAAAUGAAGAAAGAAGACACAGAAGCAGCUACAAAAAUUCAAGCUCAUAUCAGAGGAUAUCUGACGCGAAAGCAUUUGGAUGAGCAGGGCCUUCUUUCUCCAUCACGUUCUCGUAGCCCACUUCAGCGCUCAGAAACUGACGAGAAGUAA
Molecule: messenger RNA, 612 nt
Organism: Angiostrongylus costaricensis
Lineage: Eukaryota; Metazoa; Nematoda; Chromadorea; Rhabditida; Metastrongylidae
Source: the annotation of a GenBank genome assembly